AUGACACAAUUUUUACCACCAAGUGAUAAAUUAUCACACGAAAAAAACGUUUACCAUACGGUGGCACAUGAAAAAGCAGCUCUUAAACUUGAACAAGAUCUUGUUUUAUGGGAUCCACAAAGUAAUGAAAAAGCUACAAUAGAUCCAUAUAAAACAUUAUUUAUUGCUCGACUUAACUAUGAUACAUCAGAAACAAAAUUAAAACGUGAAUUUGAAAUAUAUAGAAAGAUUAAAAGUAUACAUUUAACACACGAUAAACAAACGGGUAAACCACAUGGUUAUGUAUUUAUUGAAUAUGAAAAAGAAUCAGAUAUGCACGUUAAAGAAUGGCGACCCAGACGAUUAGGUGGUGGUCUAGGUUCAAAACGUCGUGACGGUCCACCAAGAGACAAACGUAAUGGAAAUCAUGACUGACGACGAUCAAAAUCUCGAGGUAAGAUUAAUAACAUAAUAAUUUAUAAAAAUUUCGUUGAUUUCUGUAUUACAGAUAGUCGACGAAGUCGAAGUUGUGAACAUAAAUUGGUUUACGUUCACACGAACAUCGUAAUGAUCAUCGUUCAUUAUGCUAUUAGUGUCAACAGAUAUUCUAUCUCUUUUGUUUGUUCUUCCUCUACAUUCUCAUAUGUUAUACACUAGUUAUUUCUUCUCGCUCUAUAGCAUAUUCCUUAUGUCAUUGCAGAUAUACACGUAUAUACAUAUAUAUGAUCGUUUCUGUUAUCGUGUUAUCCUGCAAUUCUAUUUCUCUUUUGUUUUUGGUCUUUUCUUCUUCAACCUUACGUUCACGCAAAUCUAAAGUUUCUACAAGCAUUAUUAUUGUUAUCAGUAUAUUCUUUGUUGUUAUUGAUUAUGUUUUUAUUUGUUAAAAUAAAACAUAUUAACAACUAUAUUAAUACACAUUCUUCCUAUUUGAAUACUGUACAAUAUAGUAGGCAUUUGCAUCAGGGUUCGCGAUUGUUUUUGAGAGUUGGGGGGGGGGGGAGCUAAAAGUUUGGCAGAAAGUCGAUAUCUUUGCAAAAAAAGUCUUCUUUCUGUGAGAAAUUUGCCAGAAAUAAUCGACUUGAGGGUGUGGGUGUAAGAAAGAACUACAUCCACACCC
This is a messenger RNA of Rotaria sordida, 1096 nucleotides long. The record is from the annotation of a GenBank genome assembly. Lineage: Eukaryota; Metazoa; Rotifera; Eurotatoria; Philodinida; Philodinidae.